This is a messenger RNA of Sorex fumeus (smoky shrew), 704 nucleotides long. RefSeq names its product zinc finger HIT-type containing 1 (gene ZNHIT1). The record is from RefSeq and is a predicted model, not a curated record. The transcript has 5 exons. Gene Ontology annotation, cellular component: Swr1 complex. Lineage: Eukaryota; Metazoa; Chordata; Mammalia; Eulipotyphla; Soricidae. The coding region runs from base 139 to 603 and encodes 154 amino acids. Gene Ontology annotation, molecular function: nucleosome binding. Gene Ontology annotation, biological process: chromatin remodeling.
UCUAUCUAGAGUGACCGCUGCGAGUUGCUCUGCGCACGCGCAGGAAUCCACGCAUCCGGAAGUGAUGCUGCCCGGACCCGGUCCGGGGCUUUAGCGCGCGUGCGCGGUGGGCUUUUCCCCCGCCGCUGUGUUGUGGCUAUGGUGGAGAAGAAAACUUCCGUUCGCUCCCAGGACCCUGGACAGCGGCGGGUGCUGGACCGCGCCGCCCGGCAGCGCCGCAUCAACCGGCAGCUCGAGGCCUUGGAGAAUGACAACUUCCAGGACGACCCGCACGCGGGGCUCCCCCAGCUAGGCAAGAGGCUGCCACAGUUCGACGAUGACGCAGAUACCGGGAAGAAAAAGAAAAAAACGCGGGGGGACCAUUUCAAGCUGCGAUUCCGCAAAAACUUCCAGGCCUUGCUGGAGGAGCAGAACCUGAGCGUGGCUGAGGGCCCCAACUAUCUGACCGCCUGUGCCGGGCCCCCCUCGCGGCCCCAGCGCCCCUUCUGCGCCGUCUGCGGCUUCCCCUCGCCCUACACGUGCGUCAGUUGUGGCGCCCGUUACUGCACCGUGCGCUGCCUGGGCACCCACCAGGAGACCAGGUGCCUCAAGUGGACUGUGUGAGCCAGGCAGCGCACCCGCCAAAGGACAGACUCCCCGGGAGCCUGCACCCUGUGGGGGAGCCUCACCGCGACCCCCCCCCCCCCACACCCCCCCCCCCGUGG